GGGGGGGGGGGGGUUGCAUCUGCUCUGAGCACAUUGUUCCACAUCACCUUUCCUAGUAGUGAACUUAAACAUAGAAAAUUGACUCUGUUGUUUCAGUCUUGUGCCUGUUCCAUUGGUAGCUUCUCUUUUGAUCCUUCUCCACAGUUUUACUAAUCUACUUAGGCUUCAGCAAUUAGAUGUAAAAAAAAAUCAACUAAUGGCUGCAUCAGGGAAAGAGGGAAAACUGCACUGCAGGCAGGAGCACGAGCUUCAUUUCUGAUGCUGAAGACCAGCAUGGUCCCAUAUUAUGAGCCUUUCUUUCUGACCCCAUUUUCCACAACUAGGAGCUGUGGAGCUGACUUUCUUUAAUCUAUGCUUAGCUGUAGGAUCGUGCUGUCAAAUCCAAAACAGGAAGUUCUGGUUUAGCAUCUCAUUGCUUUUGUUAUGCUCAAUCAUCUCGUGCAGAGGAAACCAAAAGUUGCACUUGGCUGUGACAAGGUUUUUUCCUGAGCCAUCAAGACUAAAAGUCUUUCAUUUCAUUUCUUGUCUUCUUUCUGUCCCUUGGCUUUUUAUUAGCAAAUAGCAAUUCUUUUAUAACUGAUCAGGAAAUUAAGAAAUGGAGAGAAAAAACAAAACCAUAUUAAAAAUGGGAUUUUUCUUCCCUUUCAGGUAAGGACUCAGAAUUAUUCUGUGGCAGUUCUUAAUGCUUUGUUCUGCUCCAAGAAAUAAUGAGCUGAUCUGUUGUUGAGUUUGUUUGUUUCUCUGGCAUGCUGUGGUUUCUGUUGGUUUUCUUUUGCCUUGACCUGUGAGCUGGAGGCAGAGAGAAGAGGUCUUAAAGUGUCCCUGUGCACGCUUCUUCUCUCUUUUCAUUCUUCUCCCUUUUUUCCCCCUUAUUCCCACCCCAGUAAAAACAGAGCCACAGCUCACAUCACCCAGCUGUUCUCUGCUGUGAAAGCUGUGAAGAAAAAGCACCAGCCAGGGUACAGCUCCUCAGAUUUUCAUUCAGAGCUCUUUGGAGUUUGGAGAAACGUGUUUUGAUGGCCUGAGGAAUGUGGCUGAACACAUUAACCGAGCUAAGCAUGCGGCAGCUUGUAUCUGGGAAGGUGUAAGCCACCUGGACUCAAUUUAGGAAGAGCCUUGGUCAUGGUUGCUUCUGAAUGUUAAGUUUGAAGCUCAAAUUACUUUUGACAAGGCUGGAAAAAACACCUUAAAUCCUUAAUUGCAGAAUAAGUUGAAGUUGGAAGGACAAAGGAAAUCAUCCCUCAGUGUCUGUGGUUUGUGGUUUCCAGUGUUGUUUGGCCACAGUUUGCAUGGCAAAGGACUGCCACGAGCAGAGGAGACAGUGGAAGGCUUUGUUGGUAGGGAGCUAAAGUGCUUCAAGCUGCAGCUUCUUGCUGCUUGCAAUGGAACCUUCUUUGCAUGUGUUCUUCAUCCAGCUUGUUUUUUUGUUUUGAUUUUUAAUGUCUAACUGGCUUAUUUUUGCUGUCACAACCAGCAUUCAGAAACAGAGCACAACCAGCUGGACCUCGCUUUCUUUGCCUGUUGCUGUCAGCACACUUUUUUUGGCUUCCCACUCUCAGACCUCCAGAGAUCCAGGGAAGGAUUUUGGCUCUUCCUAGCGGUACCUGCUCUCAGCCAGGCUGACCAAACGGCUUCAACCCUGUUGCCUCCUCUGCUGGAGGAAAUAGGGCAUCUGAAGGCUGUGUCACAGGUUGCUGUGUUGUUUUCAUUAGGCUUUCAACCGUGGUCUGAGAUUCUGCACUUCUGACAUUUAUGAACUGAAUAAUGUCAUGCUUCCUGGUGAAAAAUCUGAUAAGCUGACAACCUCGGUAUUGAAAGAAUGCAUGUGUGUAGCCUGUAAAGCAGAGCUGUCUGCAGAAAGGCAGCAAUUUUCAGACUUAGACAUAAAUGGCCAUUUUGAUUAUGCACCAGCUCACCAAAUUAACUACUUAAUUAACUGAAUCAGUGUCAGUGUACAUGCUCCUCUGUACCAAGUCAUAGCAGCUUCCACAUUUACAGGUGCUGUGGUUUGUAAGCAUGCUGCCAUCAGAAACUGGCAGCUGGUUUUAGCACUUAAUGAGUAAACCUCACUGCUGAUGGGUUCUCACACAGACUUAGAGAACAUCCAUGCAGCUGUGUGCUUUGCUGUUUGACAUACCCUCUGACUAUUCAAAACUUCUUGCUUGAAGUACAUCUGAGUUAUGGGUAAUGAAAUAGAACAGUUAAUUCUGAGGAUGGGGGCUUUCCUUUCUGGUUCUUUAAAGAAAAAGGCAUCUCCAUGCAGGAGUUCUUUGACGACAGCUGCUGCGCUGCAGAGGGCACCAUGCAUUGCUUGCAGCUCCUGCAGGCAGCAAAUUACAGCUGGUUCUGAGAGCAGGCUCCUUGUCUGCUAGCUGGGAUGCUCUGUCCUGGCUCACUGAGUUUGUUCUCGCUGAGCUGGACCAUUGAGUUGGGUUGCAAGAACUCAAGAGUAACAAGGGCUCCAUCCCUUCUUGUGGGGCAGGAAAUCACAGUGAAGCAUCCCUUCAGCUGCAUUUUGGCAGGUGCUGAAGGCUGCAGCAAACAGGCAAGAUGCAUCUGAUGUUUUUCCAAACCAUGUGAGCCUCUGUUAGCUGGCUUCAUGUGGGGAAGUCCCUGUGAGUGGGAGGAUGCGUGUCAUUUAAGGAACUUGAAGUAACAACUCGUUACAGCUUUUUUUCUUGUCGCAGCUUCGUCCUUGUUUAAUCCCUUUUUAGUAGUAAAGAAUAGCUCUGUAUGCCAAAGAGAGGAGAGGUAGCUGAAGUGGAGGUGGAGAGCAAAGUCCGUUGUGAAGAUUGGGUGCGCCUUGUCCAGCUGUUUUUCAGCAGAAAUGAUUUUCUGUAGGUGUCGUAGCUUUUGUCCUAAAGGCAACACAAAACUCCCAUCUGAGCCCUGCGUUGGCCAUCUCUGUUGUUGGAAAUUCCUUCAGCUGCGUUUGGAGUCAGCCAAACAUUUCAGUGAUGACUGUUAAGGUCUGCUGUAAGGUGACUGUAAGGUGAACUGUAGCCUGUGAGGACAGCUUUGCAGGGGCUGUCUCUGAAAGCAGGAUCUCACUGCAUCCUGCUGCCUGCUCCCAAGCCUGAAGGUUAAUGGACUCCCUUUCUGUGGUGUGCUGCAAGAUGACUUUUAAUCUUGUCUCCUCUUGCCCAUGAGGUGCUUAGUGUCUGUCCACUUCCCUAAAUAGAGCCAUAUGUAUAUAUGUGUACACACACACACACACACAUUUGUAAUUGGAGGACGUGGCACUUAACAUCAGUGCCUUGGCUUUCCUCAGUUCUGUCUCCUGUUUGCUGCCGCUAUAUUGUGAGUAGUCACAGAAGUUUGGGAUUUGGUCACUAAUUACUGCAUCUGCAGUACAAGGAAGAGCAAUUCUGUAUCUGCCUGUGAAAGGGUGCUGGGAUUUGAUGGGAUAGGCUAGUUGGGGAAGGCCGUGGAGCAGGGGGACAAGGUGCUAUUGGAUACAGCAGCUCUGUGUGAAACAAAUCUGCAGAGCAUGCCUCGGAGCCGUGGUGUCUGACCAGAGACACCGGGCUGUACAGCAGAUGACUUUCUUAGUGAGGCUGAGUCCUCUCAUGGGUGAACUUACAGUUUCCAAAUUUGGGCUUCGCCUGCCGGUUUUUACACUAGUCACUUUUUCCUUCAAUGAUGCAACUUCAUGCUGGAGGAGGGAGAGAACUAAUUUGGGUGAUUUCAGCUCACUGUGCUGGGAGGGACCAAACUCAAGGAAACCUCUGAUCUAUAUACACAACUGCUGCAUUUUUUAUAAAUAUAUGUAAAUGUCCUAUUGUAAUAUUUGAUCCUGGAAAUAAAACAAACUGUUUUCACUAGCUUUCUUCAUUUCCUGAGAUUUUGUUCUGUUUGAUUUUGAACUAGAGUCUGUCCCUGCGUUAUAUUGAGAGGUUUUGACUUUUUCCUUUGUGGGGUAGAAGGAAAGGAAGAGAAGGACUUCCCUGUUUCUAUGUAUGUGACUGUUUAACCCGUUCAUACUCCCCAAAAGGCUUUGGAAUAGGGUAACUGUGUCAGUGCCAUGCUGAAGCCUUAAACCAGUGUUCCCUGUCACUCGUUUCCAGCAUGCACUCGAGAGAAGUGUGAAUGUGUUUGGCUUGGCGUGUCCAAACCCAAAGCUUUCUCAGGAGUGAGGAUGCUCUUUGGGAAGAUACCAGCAUGUGAAGGAUGUGCUAGCCAGCUCUCCAGGGCAGUGUUGCAAGAGAUUUAGUCUUGUGUUUUCAGCACGUGCUCCUCUCCAUGCUGUGGUAAAGGAGCCAAGUCUGUGAGGGAGGCUUGCUUGUGCACUCCUACUGAGCUCUUCAAUCCAGCUUAAGAAAACCUUUCCCAUUCUGACCAAGUUGAAAAUAGGAUGUUAUCACAGGCAGGGAGCUGUGGGGUAGAUCCAUAGGGUGUAUGUCACUUUUUUUUUUCUUCAUGUGUUUUUUCUUUCAGCAGAUCCAACUUUCGGCCUUCUGACUUUUAUGGGAUUGGUUUAUCUCAUCUGGAGCAGUAAUUUAAUGAAAUACCUGAGCAAGUUAAAGCAAAUGCCGUAUUGUCCAGGUGCAGCACGUUGCUGUUUCUUCAGUCUGGGUUCUAACCCCAAACUCAGCAUGGGUCAAAGGAGGUCACCUUGGCAGUGAACAUGCCCACCUGUAGGUCAGUUUUAGUGGUGGAAACCGAGUUAUGGAUGCUACCAGGAGGAGCGGGAGAGACACCGAGUUGUGCUGAGCACAACUGGACGUGAAUGUGGUGGCCAAAACCUGGGCUGCAGAGAGCAUCAAGUGUGGUGGGAUAAAACAACCUGAACAGCUCAGAUAAGUGUUGGUCAGCAUCCUUAAGGCUGUGACCUGCUGUCAGGGGAGGAGUUGGCUUGGGGAUCUCACUGGGGCAGUAUGGCUAUUCAUGGAGCUGCACUUGGCAGCAGCUUGGCUGGGUGACUUGGCAGAAAGUUAUCUGACUAAUUGCUGCACUUACACUUCCAUAAUCGCGUUCUUAAGCCAAGCAGGGAGUCAUGGUGCUCGUGAGCUGCUCCAUUCUGUGCUAAAAUUAGCUCUUUUUUAAAUUAUUAUUAGAGAACUGAGCUGGGGUGGCUGUAAGGAUCAGCAUUGUUGGGAUACAGAUCCGGCUGACGUCUCAUGGGGAGCGGCUGUGAGGUGUGUGGGAAGCUUGCUGCUGUGACGUACAGGACAUGAGAUAAAAUUGCAACACGUUUUCUUCCUGUAAAGUGGAAAAUGCUUCCCCUCAACGUAAAAAGUAGAGAAAGGAGAAAUGGAAUUAUUCCCUGCUGUCAGGUAUCCUACGUGAGAAUGCUUGCUCCUUGCUGCCGUGUGGAGCCUGAGGGCCACAGCUCCAUUUUCUGUUUCUCUGGUGGCACAGUGUGCUUCAGGCAGGUUUUAUAGUCUCAGUGUCCCUGUCCAGGUUGGUCUGAAAGCAGAAAAAGCCAUUUUGAACCAAGUUGGGCAAUACCACUUGCACACAUUAGGUAGAACAAGUUGGGCUGUAUACCAUGUAUAAUGUCUUGGAGCGGCAUGGUACCUGUGGCACUUCCAAAUGUUCUAUCCAGAAAUAACCUCUGCAUUAAUGGCAGCAGCCAGCUGAGGUCUUGAGAGUGAUCUUCUGCUCUGAAACACUGCAUAAGAAACAGCUGCAUCUGCUGCAGCCUCUGACACGCUGCCUCAGUGUGAUGAGUCAGCACCAUCUUGCUUAAAAAUGAAUCCCCGCGUGCAGCAAGGCACCAUUGCAUUGUGCAUCCACCAUAUCCACGUGGUAUGGGCUGAGGUGAGCAGCCAGGCCCUGCAGGAGCACCCUGCAGCUGAGCAAUGCAUUGCUGCCACUCCUCUACCGGCUAGAGGACCUACGCAGGAUUCCUCUCCGUGCUGGACUUGUGGCAGCAAGAAUUGAUGUCUUUUCUCGCAGUUUGCAUGGCUGGUGGGUCUCCCCCUGCCCAGGGAGCUGUGCAGCUCCUCCUGUUUUCGUUUGCUUUCUGGAUCUGCUUCCCUUGAGACAGUUUCGUUGUGAAGGAAACGGUAGUGCCGCUGGUGGGGGCUGCCCCGUGCGGAGGGACAGUCAUCCUUCCUCAUGAGCUGCUGGUUUUGUGGAUGAUGGUGAUAUGACUGAUGCAGUGGGUGGAUGUCUGGGAUGGGCAUCAUAAAUAGGACCCGUGGGAGAUGCCUCUCAGUGUUCUUCCAGGACAGAGCUACUCUGGGGAAGGGUGAGAAGCUCUGGUUUCACACAGCCAAUAUCUCCCACGUUUGCUCCCAGGUAAGCCUGGAGGAUGGUUUCUCCAGAUACUGCUUGAAUCCUUUUUGCUUUAGGCCAUGGACUGAUUUCAUUUCUGUCAUUUCUGUGCUGAGCGAGGGAGGAGAUUCCCCCAGGGAGAGGGAGAAGUCCCUGCUGAGGCCAAAGGGGGACCUGCAGCAGGCCUGAGGUUGGAGCAGCCCCCUGGGUGAGCUCCAGGGAAGGAGGAGCUCUUCUGGAAGGUCUACAGAGGGGUGAAGGACUCAGUGCUGGGUCCUCCUGACUCUAGGUGAACAACAGGAAGGAUGAGAGGUCUUGGGUUUGUUACAAAAGUGGGAAUGAUGGAAAUCAGAAAGGAGAUAGAGCUGCCUCGGAUGGAUGGGUGGCAGAGCUGGCAGUCUGCCUUGGAGCUCCCAGCUAACAGCAGCGAUGCCCUGACAUUGGGUUGGCAACCCCAAUUCCUCCACAGGAGCAGGGCUGUGAUGCAGCUCUUCCCAUGGAAACAACCACGCAGCACCCCAUGGGUUCUGCUUCUGCAAAGCCAGAGCCGCCACCUCCUCUCUUUUCCAUGCAGGUUGGUAAUGUGUGUAGGGAGAUGCAGCCGCAUCGUGGGCCCCUGCUUGCUGGUGCUGGGCAUGCUCUCUGUGGUGGCCAGCAUCCUGCUGCUCUUCCCUGGCGGGUCCUGGCAGUACCUGGUGGAUGGGCACAUCAGCAGGAGGGCAAAGAUCAUGCCAGGCACCUGGGGAGGCGGCAUCAUGGUGCUGCUGGCAGCUAUCCACAUCACCGCUGUGGGAUGGCGAUGCGCCUGCUGCUCCGACUGCGGCACCCGUCGGAACGCCUUCCUCUCUGUUGUCCUCUCCAAGCUGGCUCUCCUGGGCUCUGCUGCCUGCUUCUUCUUCUCGGGGCUGGGUCUGACUGAUGGCCCUCUCUGCCUCUACAACACCACUGAGCUCAGCAAUGGCCUUAUCUGGGACUACCCCUUCGUGGACACCCCUAGCAACAGGGCCUUGGAGAAUUUCUACCUGUUCUACCCGAGCACCUGGGGCACCUGCCUGGAGCCGGUGGGCAUCGUGGCAUGGCACGUCACCUUCUUCUCCCUCCUGCUGCUCAUCAGUGCUGCCGAGAUGGUGCUAACCUUCCUCCAGAUCAUCAACGGCUGCGCCGGGUGCCUCUGCGGCUUCUGUGAGAGGAAGGAGGCAGGGCUCUCCCAUGUGCCUGGGGUGAGGUGAGACCAUGUUUCCCAGCUGUGGCCUCUCCUCCCAGCAGGAGACCACUCCUGCUCACCCCAUGUCUUCC
This is a messenger RNA of Lagopus muta (rock ptarmigan), 7518 nucleotides long. RefSeq names its product transmembrane 4 L six family member 19 (gene TM4SF19). NCBI's taxonomy places the organism in Eukaryota, Metazoa, Chordata, Aves, Galliformes, Phasianidae. Gene Ontology annotation, cellular component: membrane. Bases 6528 to 7451 code for a protein of 307 amino acids. The transcript has 4 exons. The record is from RefSeq and is a predicted model, not a curated record.